Durio zibethinus is the source of this 483-nucleotide messenger RNA. The record is from RefSeq and is a predicted model, not a curated record. Lineage: Eukaryota; Viridiplantae; Streptophyta; Magnoliopsida; Malvales; Malvaceae.
AUGAAUCAAUGGGACGAGAUAAAAAUCCUUCACCUGGUUGCCCAGGGGCAUGAUUUUAAAGAGGAUGUUAAAACUGACAUUGAUGAUGUUGUUGGAUAUUUUGAGUACUAUACGUACCUUGCCAAAAGUUUAGAUGUGAAAGUAAAAAGGUUGCCAUCUCUCUUCCCUAUUGAGACAUUUAAGAGUUAUGUGCUUAAGGAACCACUUAGAGUCAUUGGAUUGAUUACUCCUAUGGAAGUUAUCCACUAUUAUGGCCUGGCAAUAUUGAAACCUUUCGAGUUUGGUAUCUAUCACCUGUUUGGGAGCUGGCUGACAUGUGUAGGACGGUUUGGUUUCCUUCAGAUUGCCUUUACCAGAAACACUAUAACAGGGAGCAUGAUAAUGAAAGUAGCCACUCAAAUGGUCAAGCUUGUAUCUUUAGAACUUAGCAGGAAAAGCCCAAUCAUUUUGUUUGAAGAUCAAGAAUAUGAAGAGUCACGAUGA